Molecule: messenger RNA, 3794 nt
Organism: Dermochelys coriacea (leatherback sea turtle)
Lineage: Eukaryota; Metazoa; Chordata; Testudines; Dermochelyidae
Gene: PIGG
Product: phosphatidylinositol glycan anchor biosynthesis class G
Exons: 7
Coding region: 550-2016 (488 amino acids)
Biological process (GO): GPI anchor biosynthetic process
Cellular component (GO): endoplasmic reticulum membrane
Source: RefSeq, a predicted model, not a curated record
UAUACUGAUUAUGGAUAACUAGUGAUCCUAAUGGAGAACACAUGAAUUCUGACAGGGUUUAAGUACAUAAGUAUAUAAGUGAGUGUCAGUUUGGAAAGUUCUUCUAAUUUUUUAUAGGUUUUUUGUUUUCAGUAUGUUAUUUUCAACUUUGAGGUCUUUAUUGUUUCAUUGUUCGGGGAUUAAUCUUAUUCUUAUUCUGGGUAACUACCUCAUUAUAGACUUGAUUGCCUAUUUAGGAUUUAUGUCCUUCUUGGUGUGAAAUUACAAUUGUUUUAGGUCCUGAAGCAAAGUUUUCCUGGCAAAAUAUAAUCAGGACUCUGAUAAUUACUAAUUUACUUACUGAUCCUUUUAUCUGUUUCUUUCUUACUAGAUCCUGGAUUUGAGCAUUUUAAGAUAGCAGAAAAAUCCCAUGGGAAUUGGAUCAAGCUCUAUCUAGAGGGAAAUGAUUCAGAAGUCCUCUUAAACCUUGGCAAAAAGGUCCUUAAGCAAUAUUUAGAGGCUCUGAAGAUCUUGAGUUCUUCACUAAGCAAGCAAGUGGCACAAUACGACAUGUAUUCAAUGACAGUGGGGACUGUGAUAGUCAUGGAGGUUCUACUUCUGCUUUUGCUCAGCAUGUCGAAAGCACUGAGCAGCAGGGCUGAAUUUGAAGUGCCACUCUCACCUCUGCUGUUUUCUCUGCUGUUUUACUUGAUGUGCCUGAUGCUCUGUGCAGUUCAUGUAAUUGUAUGCACAUCAGCAGAAAGCCUGUGCUAUUUCUGCAGUAUAUCAUGGUUAACGGCAGUUGGAGUGAUGAUGCUGAUUUCUGCACUUAUGUGUGUAAUUUUAUCCACCAUUGGAAAGAUGAUCGAGAAUCCCAAACUUCCAGCUAAGAACCCAGCUGUCUCCAGUUCCCGCUGGUCAGAACUAGAUAUACUCAUUUUGGCAGGAACUGUUGGCUAUGCUGUGAGCCUGGGAGCAAGCAGCUUUAUAGAAGAGGAGCACCAAACCUGGUAUUUUCUUAUCAAUACUCUUUGCCUGGCACUAUGCCAGGAAAUGUGUAGACACUACUUUCUUGUGAAAGAAUGUGAUCUUCAGCUUAGUACUGCUGUGAAACAAAAUUUUGAAGAUAUUGAGGAAACGACCCAGUGCAGGAAGGUUGAUAUACCAUCAUGUGACUCAAAAUGGGGCAAAGUCAUCUCUUCAGGUGAAUUUCUAAAAGGCUCAGAAAAGUGGAUGGGUUUAGCAAGUCCAUUAAUCAUCCUUAUUUGCUGUCGGUUACUUCGUUCAUUAAAUCAGACGGGAGUUCAGUGGGCUCAUCGACCCGACUUUGGACAUUGGUUGACAAGUUCUGAACACAAAGCUGUACUGUCCCUUCUGGCAGCUGUCUCCUUAGUUAUGCUCUUCAUUCUGGUUCAGAGGAGAUGCUCCCUGGUUUCGAAAAUAGCGAUGGCACUUGGGCUCUUGGGAGUCUACAGUUACCGGGCAGCCAUUGGAAAUGUUGUAUUUCCAUGGCAACAAGACAGCAAAGUUAUCUCAAAGGGAAUUAUUGAAGCUCGUUUUGUUUAUGUCUUUGUUCUUGGCAUAAUCUUCACUGGAACCAAAGAUUUACUCAAAUCACAGGUUAUAUCUGCAGACUGCAAGACCAAGAGUAUCGGUUUAUGGGAAGUAUAUUGUGGAUUGGUUCUGCUAGCAGCCCUGCUAUUUAGACCCCAUAACCUGCCAGUUUUGGUGUUUUGCCUACUGAUUCAAAUGAUAAUGACAAGAUGUAUCUGGAAGCCGCUAAAAUUUGAUGCAGCUCAAAUUACUAUGAUGCAUUAUUGGUUUGGCCAAGCUUUCUUCUAUUUUCAGGGAAACUCAAAUAGUAUCGCUACAGUGGAUAUUUCAGCUGGUUUUGUGGGAUUAGACAACUAUGUGGAAAUACCAGCAAUUUUUCUUACAGGGUUUGCAACAUACGCAGGACCUUUGCUUUGGGCCAUUCACUUGCUGUGCUACUUGAGUUCCGAAGUUAGCAGGGAAGGUCUAAACCUUAAAAACUGAGGUUUCUGGUUUAACGUGGUUUACCCUGAAAUUCUCAUGGAAGAACUUGAAGAGACUCUCAAUACCUGAACUGUUUAUUGGACUAUAACCUUUAAAAUUGAUUCCAAAAAGACUUUUACAAAUCAGCAGCCUCACCAUCUCUGCUGUGAAACUGACUUAAGGCUUUUACACACCUCUGUAUAUAUAUUGAUCUUUUAACUACAGCAACUUUCUUCUUUCUUUUUCUUUUUUAUUGUUAAACCUCGAGUUUUUUAGUUACUAAAGGAUUGGCAUCUGCAUGAUUAUUGGGUAAGAUCUGAGACUCGUAUUGACCUGGUGAUCAGCAUCCGGUCCUUUGGGACUGGUGAAUUAGACUCGUAUAUGGUGAAUCAGAUUUUCAAUAACCUCUUACUAUAUUAGAAUUGGCUGUCUAGAUGGGAGUCGUGGGCUGGAACGCUUAAAGGAGACUGUAUUUGACUUCUUGGUAAGCAAUGUGAUAUUACAGAAGCUGUUUUGUUAUUGGCCUGGUGAAUCUAAUUAUAGAAUAAACCACCAGUUUUGGCAUUUGUCUGCCCUAUUCUUUGCAGUCUGCCCUGAAUAUAGCAUUUAAAUUGUGGUGCAUCCAGGCACCCGGUCACACAAGUAUUCAGUGUAAAUGGGUGAUAUACUUUUACAAGAAAAGAGUGGUUUUCUUUUCACAUUUUUUGCCAGCAUAAUGUUUUUAUUUUUUAAGUUCACCUCCAUACUAUAUACCCUAUUUUCAGUGGAAAUAGGCAAGCGAGGCAUUGUAGGGUGAAAGAGUUGGUGAAGAACAUUAACUGUUGGGAUGUGUGAGAGCAAGGCGAGCAGAAAAUCCAUAAAUAGUGUGGGAGUUCCCGGCUUUGCCUCUGUGUAUGUCCUUAAAUAUUAAUUUAGAAGGAAGAUUUCCUUUUAAAGCCCCUGCCUGAGCUGGACUAUAUUUAGUGUUUGGAGUCAGAACAGGGAAUUUGCAGUAAUUGCAUCAUUCAGUGCAGCAAUUGCUGCACAAGAGUCUGAUAAGCCUUUGAUUUUUCUGGUUCUAGUUAUCUUCAGCAUACAUUUAAGUGAGCAAAUUCUGAUUUAUCCACAGUAUGUUGACUACUUCUCCCUCUUUCUGUACCUUAUCCCUUAACUCACCAACAAAGGAAGUAAUUGUUGCAGAGUUCAUAUGCUAGGAAAGCAGCCAUAGAUCAGAACUUUAGAUGGGGUCUAUAACUUGUCUUAGUCUUGCAUAUGCUCAUUUUUAAGGGCACUCUGUGGCUGUUAUUGCUGGUAUUAGUAUUCAACGCUGAAAUGGAAGAUGUAUUUUUUUUAUUACCUCAAAAAUUUUAACCCAGCUACCUAAAGAUUGUGAUUUCAUCAGUUAAGCCAACUGGGUCUGAUUUAUAUUGGGUUUGGAGACAUUCAAGGAAAAUCAAUCUACUAUGGAACAGUCUUCAUACUUUAAUAAGUACAGUAGUUGUUCUUGAAGCCAUUAGCCGACCAGAAAGCCAGCAUUUUUAUGGAAUGCUGUGCUGCUGAAGGAGCUUUUUAGGAAUAUGACAUUAAAAUCAUUGUAACUACUUAUGCUCACUAAACAUUUCAUGAUCCUUUCUUCACGAGUUAGGGGAUUAGCUCUUAUACCCUAUCUAAAAUCUAUUCGAUUACGUUCUGCUUACUGAAAUCCCUUCCUGUCAGCGCUAAACUACCUCAUCCUGGAUUCCUUGCUGCAAACAGUCUUCUUACACUCCUGCAUAGGUUCAGAGCUGUGUGCUUUAUUUACAAUGUGCUAUAAAAGAGUU